AGCCGCUAUAAACUCUACAAUUGCAACUAUCCAUGGGCCAUAUAGACGGGAAUGUUAUAUCUAUAUGGACCAGAUUUACUAUAACUAUUUUAAGUUUAUCGAGGCACGCAUGUGAUUCGUAUCGCAAGUGUGGUGUUUAUCGUCUGGCUGUAAUUUAGAUACUAGCUUAGCCAUCUACUUUUGGAUUUGUACACAUAUUCCGACCUAAGGUCACUUCCAAAGCCCCUGUAUAAAUGGUUGUUUCAUCGAGCAGCCGCCAUUCAGAGCCCCCCAAGUUGCAUCUUUCGGUCUGUGUUUAUUUUUGUUUAUUUUGUCCACAUCCCCCGCCAGCAUGCGGGCAACGGGCAUUGGUUGCCCGUUGUGUUUAUUAAUUAAUUUCACUCGUAAAAAAUCGUAAAGCAAACAAGGCACAUUUUCAAUAACCGCCGGCUAGAGAGGGGGAGAGCUUUGAGAUUACAGGCCAGACCAGGCCAGCCAGCCAGGCCGAGCGAGCAAAUAAAUAUUUAUGGAUGGCUAAACUCUGACUGCCUGUUGCUUGCUGCAGCUGGCUCUCUUCCUGCUGUUCUUUCUCUUCUAUUUCCUUGACAGUUCAAGAGGUCAUGAGGUUGUGGGUGGUCCCACCCUUUGCUUUUGUCCCCACCUUAACCAGCAAUCUACCUACCUGUCAUUGCCAGUCGCCGUCCCGCUAUCUCCCGGCGGGGUCGUAAAUGCCCAUAAAGGCCCUAAAAGCCAGCCAGUUGAGCAGAGCCAGAGGCGGAGCUAUUGCCAGUUUCUCCUUUUGGGCCUUCAUUUCAUCGACAGUCGGCAAACGGUGUAGACGUAAAGCCUUCUCCACAAACACACACUUUCUUCUCGGAAUCUCAAGAGGCCCGAUUAGGGCCACUUAUCAGCCGGCGGCGGCGAUUAGAUGUGCGAUUAAGUUUUGCCCGGGAAAACCAUCAAAGAAUAGCUCCUCACAGCAAUGGCCACUCUCGGUGCCUGGGACUACACCAUCCUGGCCGUGGUGAUGAUCAUAUCGGUGGCCAUUGGCAUCUACUAUCGUUUUGUUGGCGGCAAGCAAAGCACCACCACCGAAUACCUACUGGCGGAUCGUUCCAUGGGCGUGGCCCCGGUGGCCUUUAGCCUAAUGGCCAGCUUCAUGUCGGCCAUAACCAUACUGGGUGUAUCCAUGGAGAACUAUCAAUACGGCACCAUGUUUGUCCUGAUCAAUCUGUCGUAUGUGGUGUCUACACCAGUGGCCGCCUACCUCAUCAUACCAGUCUUCUAUCGCUUAAAGGCGGCCAGUGUUUACGAGUAUCUGGAGUUGCGCUUUGGCUAUGCUACCCGACUGGCCGCCUCGCUGAGCUUCUCGCUGCAAAUGAUCCUGUAUAUGGGCAUUGUGGUGUAUGCCCCGGCUCUGGCCCUGGAAGCUGUCACUGGACUCAAUCAGGUCUUCUCCAUUGUGAUCGUUGGAGUUGUUUGCACCUUUUACGCCACACUUGGCGGCAUGAAGGCCGUGCUCAUCACCGACAUUUACCAGUCGCUGCUCAUGUUCGCCGCCGUCUUCAGCGUGAUCAUUUGUGCCUGGGUAAAGGCCGGCAGCUUGGAGGAGAUUUGGCGUGUGGCCCAGGAGAACGGACGCAUCGAUGUGUCCAACUUUAGUGUGGAUCCCACAGAGCGGCACACUUGGUUCACACAGAUACUCGGUGGCAGUGCCACCUAUUUGGCCAUUUAUGGCGUUAACCAGACGCAGGUGCAGCGCCUGAUGUCGGUGAGGAGUCUGAGUGCCGCCCGAGCGGCCCUGUGGUGGUGCCUGCCCAUCCUGUGCCUGCUGAGCAUUAGCACCUGCUUCUCCGGGCUGUGCAUCUAUUGGUAUUACCGCGACUGUGAUCCAGUGCUGGAGGGACGCGUCAAUUCGAGGGACCAGGUAAUGCCGCUCUUCGUCGUUGACACCAUGGGCGAGUAUACGGGACUCGCGGGACUAUUUGUUUCGGGCAUCUUCUGCGCCAGUUUGUCCACAAUCAGCUCAAUUAUCAGCUCAUUGGCGGCCGUCACACUGGAGGAUUACCUCAAGCCUUUGGUGCGUCACUUUGGCAAGCGUACGCUUACGGAUCGCGAGACCCUGUGGCACUCGAAGCUGCUGUCGCUAUUCUUCGGUGCCCUCUGCAUUGGCAUGGCCUUCAUGGCGGGCUCAAUUGGGGGAUUGCUCCAAGCGGCCCUAUCCAUUUUUGGCAUCAUCGGUGGCCCCCUCCUGGGACUCUUUACGCUGGGCAUGUAUGUGACCAAGGCCAACGAAAAGGGAGCCAUUGGAGGACUGCUCAUCUCGCUGGGAUUCUGCUUGUGGAUUGGUUUUGGUCAGCCGAAACCGGUGCCACAAAGCCUGGACAUGUCAACUGCGGGCUGCCCGCUGGACAGGAGCUAUGCCCAAGAUGUAUUUUUCAAGACUGCUGCCAAGGCGGAGGCGGAGGAAGAACACUACUUUUACCUGUACAGGAUCAGCUACAUGUGGUAUGCUGCCUUGGGCUUUGUGAUUGCCUUCUUUGGCGGCUGGCUUCUGUCCUGGCUGUUUGCCCUGCUCAACUGGGACAGUAAUAGGCACAUCUAUCAGGAUGCUGACUGCACGCUGAUCAAGCAUGAUCUCUUUGUGCCGCCUAUAGCCAAACGCCUGCAGCGACGCCAGAUGCCGCGGCUAGUGAUCACGGCCACCAGUUCGGAGAUUGGAGGCAUUUCGGUGGAUGUCCAGCAGCCGCAACUGGACGAGAUUGAGUGGGAAAAGCACAAGGAUGUGGCGUAGCAGGCCGGGAAUUUUUGUAACUAACAGGGAAUUCCGUCUUUAAAUAAUUUCAAUGAGUUACUAGUGUUUAUUAAACGCCUUUAUGUAAUCAUUACCAUCACUUUCUAGCCAUGAUCCUGUCUGAAAGAAAUCCCAUUACACUUUCAAACAAUCCUUAAAUUAUUUUUUGGCACAUUUUUAUUAAGUGAACUUUGGCUUUAACAUUCCGCCGCAAUAAAUGAGCUUACUCAUCAUCAUGAUCGCCAUCAAAUGAAUCGAAUAAAAAAAUACUUGGACAUUAA
Molecule: messenger RNA, 3054 nt
Organism: Drosophila kikkawai
Lineage: Eukaryota; Metazoa; Arthropoda; Insecta; Diptera; Drosophilidae
Product: putative sodium-dependent multivitamin transporter
Biological process (GO): transmembrane transport; sodium ion transport
Cellular component (GO): membrane
Molecular function (GO): symporter activity
Source: RefSeq, a predicted model, not a curated record